Messenger RNA from Gavialis gangeticus (Gharial), 787 nucleotides. It is a transcript of the gene ZFAND2A, whose product is annotated as zinc finger AN1-type containing 2A. The transcript has 6 exons. Gene Ontology annotation, molecular function: zinc ion binding. Gene Ontology annotation, biological process: protein targeting to ER; proteasome-mediated ubiquitin-dependent protein catabolic process. Bases 108 to 659 code for a protein of 183 amino acids. Gene Ontology annotation, cellular component: endoplasmic reticulum; cytoplasm. Lineage: Eukaryota; Metazoa; Chordata; Crocodylia; Gavialidae. The record is from RefSeq and is a predicted model, not a curated record.
CUCAGCAGAGCGGGCGGAUAAAGGGGCGGCCCGAGCCCAAGUCUGCGCCCAUCGCUUCAGGCCGUAGCUGGCGCGGGGACGGUGCCCCGCUCUCGUCGGCGCGUGCGAUGGAGCUGCCGGGCCUAGGCCAGCCCUGCUCCGCGAGCUCCUGCCGGCGGCUGGACUUUCUUCCUUUAAAAUGUGAUGCAUGUGAGGAGGUUUUCUGCAAGGAUCAUAUCACCUAUGACCAGCACAAAUGUACCUAUGCAUACAAGAAGGAUGUGCAAGUUCCAGUAUGUCCUUUAUGUAACACCCCCAUUCCGGUGAGAAGGGGAGAAAUGCCAGAUGUUGUAGUUGGAGCACACAUGGACAGGGACUGCAAAUACAAUCCAGCUCAGCAUAAAGAGCAGAUCUUCACAAACAAGUGCUUGAAGUCAGGCUGCAAAAGGAAGGAGAUGAUGAAACUAGUUUGUGACCAGUGCCAUGGAAACUUCUGCAUAAAACAUCGGCAUCCACUGGAUCAUGACUGCAAGGGGGCAGGCCGUCCUAUCUCCAAAGCAGGAUGUGCAGCUAUAAUGAGAGCCUCUGAAUCCAAUGUCAAGGUGAUGGGAUCAAGCACAGUGUCUCGUGGGCUUCUGCAGCAUAAUGGAUGCAGACAAUAUAGCAGGGGUAAUUCCUAAUGCUUGGAUCAAAUUUGUGCACCUACAUACUUUCUACACUGCAGACUGAUGACUAAAUUAAAUUGUUUUUGUACUUUUUUUAUAUCUCUACUAUUAAACAUCUUUCCUUUUGCAAAGAAUGGUAACUU